GCGUUGCAACUUCAACCUCGCGCUAGGCUGUCUCGGUUGAUCGGUUCCCUGCGGGUUAAGUUGCUGCCGCGGCAUUACCCCAGCUUUCUGAACGGCCUUGUCCCGCACAUGCACAACAAUGUUCUUUUGUAGCUUCUAAUCCUACUCAAUCUUCUCUUCACAGCUCCUCGCAACUCUCACCGUGACCAUGCGUGCCCUUCGAAAAUCUACUCAUCUCUCACGCCAGCUCGUAGCUGCCAAUGGCACGCGCUUCAACUCCACAACCGCGCCGGCUGCCAGAGCGCUGACCUCCGUCCUGAUUGCCAAUCGUGGAGAGAUCGCACUCCGUGUUGGCCGCACAGCUUCGGAGUAUGGCGUGCGAACGACUACUCUCUAUACCGAUCCAGAUGCUCGUUCACAGCACGCUCUUAGCUCACCCUUCGCUGUCAACCUCGGCGAUCCUUCUGCAUAUCUGGAUGGAGACAGGAUAAUCCAGAUCGCAAAAGACCAAGGCUGCCAGGGAAUACACCCAGGCUAUGGAUUUUUAAGUGAAAACCCCCACUUUGCGAAGAAAUGCACGGAGGCUGGUAUAACCUUCAUUGGGCCACCAGCUUCAGCGAUCGAAGCCAUGGGCAGUAAAAGUGAAUCGAAGAACAUCAUGACAAAGGCUGGUGUCCCUUGCGUCCCAGGCUACCACGGUAGCAAUCAAGACCCCGAUUACCUGAAGAAAGAGGCAGCAGGAAUUGGCUACCCUGUUCUGCUCAAGGCGGUCAAGGGUGGUGGUGGCAAAGGAAUGCGAAUUGUCAACACAGAGCAAGAGUUCUUCGAUCAGUUAUCUUCGGCUAAGGGAGAAGCCCGCAACUCUUUUGGAGAUGAAGUGAUGCUGGUCGAGAAGUAUAUCACAACUCCACGCCACAUUGAGGUACAGGUAUUCGCAGACAGGCAUGGGAACUGUGUCGCGCUGGGCGAGCGUGAUUGCAGUAUCCAGAGGCGGCAUCAGAAAAUUUUGGAGGAGUCUCCUGCUCCACAUCUACCGGAAGAGAUUCGUCAGGAUCUUUGGGAGAAGGCUAGACAAGCUGCUCUUGCCGUCGGCUACGAAGGUGCUGGCACAGUCGAAUUCAUCUUCGACAAUGACACUGGCGAAUUCUUCUUCAUGGAGAUGAACACCCGUUUGCAGGUCGAACACCCUGUCACUGAGAUGGUUACAGGCACAGAUCUGGUACACUGGCAGCUCAUUGUCGCAGAAGGCGGUCGUCUGCCCUUGACACAGCAAGAGAUUGAAGCGAGGAUCAAGGAACGCGGUCAUGCCAUUGAGGCACGCAUUUACGCUGAGAACCCUGACAUGAACUUCAUCCCCGACUCUGGGCUUCUCCUCCACCUUCGUACACCCACGCCGACACCUACAGUGCGAAUAGACUCUGGAUUUGUCGCUGGUGAUGAAGUUUCUUCACACUACGAUCCUAUGAUCUCGAAACUCAUCGUUCAAGGACCCACCAGAGAGGCUGCGAUCCAGAAGCUCCGGACAGCACUGGAGCAAUACGAGGUUGCUGGCCCCAUUACCAAUAUUGAGUUCAUCAAAAAGAUGUGUGUCAGUCCAGACUUCAUCGCCGGUGAGGUCGAGACAGGUUACAUCCAAAAGCACCAUGCUGAGCUCUUCACGCCUGUUCCUCCCGCACCAGAAGUCUUUGCGCAAGCUGCUCUUGGCCUCGCUCUCCAGGAAAUCUCCUCGAGGAGGUCAGACCCUUUCUCUGGCCCGCCCAUCUCCGCUGCUGGCUUCGGUCUCGGCUUCCAACAACGCAAGUUUGAUUUGGUAGAAACAUCCGCUGACGGCAAAGGCGAUGUCACAAGCACACCCGUUACCAUCGUGCAAACUGCGCCAUCUAAAUUCGACGUUACUGUAGGCUCUGAAACGUACGAUAACGUAACGAGCACAUUCAGCCCAACAAGCAACACACUCACAACGUACUAUCCCCACACACGUCUCUCCACAACAUUUGUCCGCGAUGAAGACCGCCUCACCUUAUUCCAGCAAGGCAAGCAGUACCGUCUGCAGCUUGCAAUGCCCAAGUGGGCAGAGAAAGCCCUUGGUAUUAAGGAUGUCACAAACAGUGUGUUGGCACCCAUGCCGUGUAAAGUGCUGAGAGUAGAGAUCGAGGAGGGACAAGAAGUGAAGAAGGACCAACCGCUUGUGAUCAUCGAGAGUAUGAAGAUGGAAACCGUAAUCAGGAGUCCAAUGGACGGUGUCGUCAAGAGAAUUGUCCACGGAAAGGGAGAUCUCUGCAAGGCAGGUACAGCACUGGUGGAAUUUGAGGAUGUUGAGAGUACCUCGUAAUGGGAACGACACUAGUAAAAUUACAGACGAUAGAUUCACUCGGUCACAAAAUGAAGACACCAAUUUUGCUCUGC
This is a messenger RNA of Boeremia exigua, 2385 nucleotides long. RefSeq names its product carbamoyl-phosphate synthase L chain, ATP binding domain-containing protein. The record is from RefSeq and is a predicted model, not a curated record. Gene Ontology annotation, molecular function: methylcrotonoyl-CoA carboxylase activity; metal ion binding; ATP binding. Bases 188 to 2311 code for a protein of 707 amino acids. Gene Ontology annotation, cellular component: mitochondrion. Lineage: Eukaryota; Fungi; Ascomycota; Dothideomycetes; Pleosporales; Didymellaceae. The transcript is spliced from 5 exons.